GGGGUUUAUCGUGCGGCCCAAACAAGUCUUCUAACAUUAGGGCAGGAACGGAAGAAGAAGGGCUUACUACAGACCUUCGUUUUCUUCUUCACAAGAAAAUCUGCAUUUCUUCUUCAUUAAAUCAGGAAAAGGACUCCAAAUGACCAGCAGAAAGAUUGUGCGGGACUUGUUUAUCUCAAAACAACCUGUUUUCCGACGAAUAUUAGCACCGCAACAGGUGGUUUCUGGUAGAGUUGCAACAAAUUUGAGGUUUGUUGGAGCAGAUAGGUAUCUGGGUAUUCGUCAUUUCGGUGUAUUCAAUGAGUUCUCCAAGAAAGUUAAAGGCGAAGUAGACAGUAAUCAAGAAUUCCAACAGUCAGUCAAGGUGUUGAAGGAGAAAGCAGAGGAGUUAAAAGGGGUGAAAGAGGAUCUUAAAACAAGAACAAAGCAGACAACUGAGCAGCUUUACAAGCAUGUCGAUGGUGUUUGGACGGAAGCUGAAGCUACGGCAAAAAAGGUUUAUGCUAAUGUGGAGGAAAAAAUAUCUGCUACUAAAGAGGAGGUCAGGUCAAGUUUUCGGACGGGGAAGGAAGAAACUCCAGGAUCAAGUGGUCAUUCAGAUACUUCUGGUUCAAAUACCAAUGAGAGUAGUGAGUCUGCAUCAGCAAAAACUCAACAGGAGCAGCAGCAGCAGCAAUCUUCUUCCAGUGAUAAUGCAGAAACAGUUUUUAGCAAGGUUAAGUUUGCUGCUUCAUCCUUAUCAUCAAAAGUCUCACCAGCCUUCCAAAAAAUAAAAGAAGCAAAGCCUGUUGACUUAGCCAAGAAGGGAUAUGGCAUUAUAUUGGAUGAAUUGAAAGGUACUCCAGGUAAGAGAAAGCGCCUCGAACAUUCUGCUCCUACACAAGAAACUUCAUCAAACUUCGAGAGGAGCACAAGGACUGAUGUUGCUGUCUUACCAUCAAAGCAGUCGAAGUGGAAUAAGAAAUGGGAGGCACUCAAGGAAAAGAUGCAAGGUCACCCUGUGUUUAAGCGCUUCACUGGCAUGAGUGAACCUGUUGUAACAAAAAGCCAGGAGAUUGCAGAAGAUAUUCGUGAGAGAUGGGAAACGAGUGAUCAUCCCGUUGUUCAUAAAAUCCAAGAUAUAAAUGAAACUGUGUUUGGAGAAUCAACAGCUGCUUUGUCAUUUAAAGAGAUCCGCCGCAGAGAUCCGUCAUUCUCUUUACCUGAAUUUGUUGCUGAGGUUCAAGAAGUGAUUCGACCAGUUCUUGGUGCUUUCUUCAAAGGAGAUUCAGAGGUGUUGAAGAAAUAUUGCAGCAAAGAGGUAAUUGAGCGGUGUAAAGCAGAGCAUCAAGCUUUUGAAUGCCAGGGUAUCAUUUUUGAUAACAAGAUUUUACAUAUUUCGGACGUUGAAGUACGGGAGACAAAAAUGAUGGGAGACAGUCCCAUUAUCAUUUUGGCGUUCCAGACGCAACAGGUUUACUGCAUACGUGAUAAACUUGGUUCAAUUAAAGAAGGGGGACAGGAUACAAUACACACUGUAUACUAUGCUUGGGCUAUGCAACUAGUAGAAGCAGAAGAACUCGGAGAAGGAGCGAUCCACCCUAUAUGGAGGCUUAAAGAGAUGCAGCAACUUGGUGUUGCAGCCCUCAUCUAAAUGAACUCAUCAUGGGGAGUGGAUAAUGUUGCUGCCUGCGCCACCUUGUUCAUGUUCUCUUGCACUUAAUUUGUGCAGAAAAAUUUUUGCAAUAAAUUUUUGCCCUUUCCUCCGUUGGAACGGAGGCAUCAUGUAUUCAAAUUAAUGAGGAGAUAGGAUAUUUUUUCACUGUACUUGAGCAACCAUGAACACUGCAAAAAUAGAAUAUUCAUGAUAGUUUUGCAGAAGAACUAUAUUCGUUACGAUUUUAAGGUGCAUGUAUAAAGGCUUACUACGCUAUAGUUAACUUGAUAUAGCGAAUUAGUUACGAUUUUUACGAGGUGACAUGUAAUACUCUCUCCAUUUC
Messenger RNA from Solanum stenotomum, 1979 nucleotides. Its product is annotated as mitochondrial import inner membrane translocase subunit TIM44-2. The record is from RefSeq and is a predicted model, not a curated record. Gene Ontology annotation, biological process: protein import into mitochondrial matrix. Bases 140 to 1633 code for a protein of 497 amino acids. NCBI's taxonomy places the organism in Eukaryota, Viridiplantae, Streptophyta, Magnoliopsida, Solanales, Solanaceae. Gene Ontology annotation, molecular function: protein-folding chaperone binding. Gene Ontology annotation, cellular component: mitochondrial inner membrane. The transcript is spliced from 14 exons.